GUCAGUGUCCUCACCUUUUAGCAGCCCGCGCCUCGGUUCCUGCGGACGCUUCCCGAGCUCCCAGCUCUGCCUCUGUCCACUGCCGCCUUGCCACCCACCAUGGCCCUGCUGCACUCUAGCCGCGUCCUCUCCGGGGUGGCUGCCGCCUUUCACCCAGGCCUUGCGGCCGCAGCCUCUACCAGAGCCAGCUCCUGGUGGGCCCAUGUAGAAAUGGGACCCCCAGAUCCCAUCCUGGGAGUUACCGAAGCCUUCAAGAGAGAUACCAACAGCAAAAAGAUGAACCUGGGAGUUGGUGCCUACCGAGAUGAUAAUGGGAAGCCUUACGUGCUCCCCAGUGUCCGGAAGGCAGAGGCCCAGAUUGCUGCAAAAAAUUUGGACAAAGAAUACCUGCCCAUUGGGGGGCUGGCGGACUUCUGUAAGGCUUCUGCAGAACUGGCCCUGGGUGAGAACAGUGAAGUGCUGAAAAGUGGCCGGUUUGUCACUGUGCAGACCAUUUCCGGGACGGGAGCCUUAAGAAUCGGAGCCAGCUUCCUGCAAAGAUUUUUUAAGUUCAGCCGAGAUGUCUUUCUGCCCAAACCAUCCUGGGGAAACCACACACCAAUCUUCAGGGAUGCCGGCAUGCAGCUACAAGGCUAUCGAUACUAUGACCCCAAGACUUGUGGGUUUGACUUCACAGGAGCCAUGGAAGACAUUUCAAAAAUCCCAGAGCAGAGCGUCCUCCUCCUGCAUGCCUGCGCGCACAACCCCACAGGCGUGGACCCGCGUCCGGAGCAGUGGAAGGAGAUCGCGGCGGUGGUGAAGAAAAAGAAUCUGUUUGCAUUCUUUGAUAUGGCCUACCAAGGCUUUGCCAGUGGUGACGGCAAUAAGGAUGCCUGGGCUGUGCGCUACUUCAUCGAGCAGGGCAUUAAUGUUUGCGUCUGCCAGUCAUAUGCCAAGAACAUGGGCCUAUAUGGUGAGCGUGUGGGAGCCUUCACUGUGAUCUGCAAAGAUGCCGAUGAAGCCAAAAGGGUGGAGUCGCAGCUGAAGAUCCUGAUCCGUCCCAUGUAUUCCAACCCACCUCUCAAUGGUGCCAGGAUCGCAGCGACCAUCCUGACCUCCCCAGACUUGAGGAAGCAAUGGUUGCAAGAAGUGAAAGGCAUGGCCGACCGCAUCAUUAGCAUGAGGACCCAGUUGGUCUCCAACCUGAAGAAAGAGGGCUCCUCCCACAACUGGCAGCACAUCACCGACCAGAUCGGCAUGUUUUGUUUCACUGGCCUGAAGCCUGAGCAGGUGGAGCGGCUGACCAAGGAGUUCUCAGUCUACAUGACGAAGGAUGGCCGCAUCUCGGUGGCAGGGGUCACCUCUGGCAACGUGGGCUACCUUGCCCAUGCCAUUCACCAGGUCACCAAGUAACGACCAGGGUGCAAAGGAGCAGAGACCACCUUUCCUUCAGCCUUGGCUCUCGUGAGAGUCGCGUGCAGGACGGGGGUGGGUGGGGGGUGGUGAGUAGAUCAUGUUUUCAACCACAGUGCAUAACGAAUGUGUUCCUCGGAGAAGAGGUAGGGCAGAGGCUUCCGCGGCUGGUGUCUGCAGCUUCGUCGGCUCUAAACCAAACCCCCUCGUCCUUUUGUCUCCAACUUUUCUGAAAGAGUUUACACAUGCAAGAACAUCGCAGCACCAAAAACCUGUCAGCCAGGGCUUUACUGAAGCAUCAGGUGCUUCCCCGGGGACCCACCUGAGACCGCCAUAUUAGAGGUGGUGAGAGGAAAACCCCUAGUUCUGACGUUAGCGGAUGUCCAUGUGUGUGUGCCGUCCCGGUGUGAGUGACUGUGUCAGCAGACCCCAUUACCGAAAUCAUGCUUUACCAAAACCACCAGGUCUGUCGCCCGGUCGGCGAGGGCGGUAAAUGUCGUCUCGUCAGCCCGUCUCUUGUCAUUCUGCUUCUCUGGUGUCCCGUCCCGUUCUGCUUGACUGACCAUUAACCUCAUCCUGUCAGGAUUUCUGUAAGAAUGGAGAACAGAGUUUGUUUUUUUUUUUCCUGCUCAUGCCAGCCCUCCUUUCUCAGCAAAGGACAGCGGAGAGUGGGACCCUGCACUUUUUCAGCCCCCGUCAAUGAUUGGCUCCUACUGGACGGGGCCUCUGCCCAGCUGGACCUCUUCCUGCACCCUGGCUGCACAGCCUGUCUCCUCACAUGAGUCAGACAGUGCAGGGUGGGGUCAGGAGAUAUUCUGGGGUUUGUGUGCUGCCAGCCCGGCUCAGACUCCGCCCUUUGGAAAGCUAACCACCAUCUGCUCGAAUCCUGUAGACUGGCUGCCGCCUGGUUUCUCUGUUACAAUAAAGUUACUGUAGACCCA
This is a messenger RNA of Peromyscus maniculatus bairdii (prairie deer mouse), 2333 nucleotides long. It is a transcript of the gene Got2, whose product is annotated as glutamic-oxaloacetic transaminase 2. Gene Ontology annotation, molecular function: L-aspartate:2-oxoglutarate transaminase activity; pyridoxal phosphate binding. Gene Ontology annotation, biological process: biosynthetic process; L-aspartate catabolic process. Lineage: Eukaryota; Metazoa; Chordata; Mammalia; Rodentia; Cricetidae. The record is from RefSeq and is a predicted model, not a curated record. Gene Ontology annotation, cellular component: mitochondrion.